CAAUAAAGUUGUGGUCGGAGGGUGGAAGAGGCGAAUUGCCCCGCGGUGGGGCUCGGGAAGCCGCGGCUCGGGGCUGUCAGAGGUGCUGCCAGCGGGUCUGAUACCAGCGGCUGGCCCCGGCUGCGCGGCCGGGGGCGGGCGGGUGCUGCGGGUCUCGUGUGUGCACCCCCCUCCCGCCCCCCGUGCGCUCUCGGUCCCUCCCUGGGAACAGGCGCUGCCCACCCAAGGAGGCGACCGGCGCUCCUGCCCCGCUGCCGCUCGCUCGCUCACUCACACACAUCACACAGACACACACACAUAUACCGUGCGUGCGCCUCUCGCUCCCGCACUGGAGUCAGUGCUUGUGCCUGCAGGUUGCUCAGACCUGAAAUCUAAGGGAAAAGCUCAGCGUUUGCGUCGCUGCUCCUGCCGCCGGUGGUGGUAGCGGUGAAGAGAGUGGGUUGUGGGGUUUUUUUGCUUGGUGGCUUUUUUUUUUUCCUUCCCCCUUGAAUUCAAUGGAUCUGAACUUGGAGCGUUUAGACCUCGGCGGUAUUGGAAUAUCUACAUGCUGAUCAUCUUUGUUGUGACACAUCGAGUCGUUUGGGGAAACCAUCCGAAGACAGCAAGAUGUUUCUCGUUCUCUUGUACUUCGCUUUGCCCUUAGUGGAAGUGAGCGGGCUGCCUGGAGGGGACCGCCUGGACUGCGUGAAAGCCAGCGAUCAGUGUCUGAAGGAGCAGAGCUGUAGUACUAAAUUCAGGACACUGAGGCAGUGUGUAGCCGGCAAAGAGAGCAACUUCAGCCGGGCCACGGGCCUGGAGGCGAAGGACGAAUGCAGAAGCGCCAUGGAAGCUCUUAAGCAGAAAUCCCUGUACAACUGCCGCUGCAAGAGGGGCAUGAAGAAGGAGAAGAACUGCCUGCGCAUUUACUGGAGCAUGUACCAGAGCUUGCAGGGAAAUGAUUUGCUUGAAGAUUCCCCUUAUGAGCCAGUUAACAGCAGACUAUCAGACAUAUUCAGGCUAGCACCAAUGGUAUCAGUGGAGCCAGUACUUUCAAAGGGGAACAAUUGCUUGGAUGCAGCCAAAGCUUGUAACCUAAACGAUACCUGCAAGAGGUUCAGAUCUGCUUACAUAACCCCCUGCACCAGCAGCACGUCCAAUGAGAUCUGUAACAAGCGGAAGUGCCAUAAGGCCCUGCGGCUGUUUUUUGACAAGGUCCCCCCCAAGCACAGCUACGGGAUGCUCUUCUGCUCCUGUCGAGACGUAGCCUGUACUGAGAGGAGGCGCCAGACUAUUGUUCCUGUGUGCUCCUAUGAGGACAGGGAGAAACCGAACUGCCUGAAUUUACAAGAGUCCUGCAAGAAGAAUUACAUCUGCAGAUCUCGCCUUGCAGAUUUCUUCACAAACUGCCAGCCUGAGUCACGCUCUGUUAGUGGCUGUCUGAAGGAGAACUAUGCUGACUGCCUGCUUGCUUACUCGGGGCUCAUUGGCACUGUGAUGACACCAAACUACAUCAACUCCAGCAGCCUCAGCGUGGCCCCGUGGUGCGACUGCAGCAACAGCGGCAACGACGAAGAGGAGUGCAAGAAAUUUCUGAAUUUCUUCCAGGACAACACAUGCCUUAAAAAUGCAAUUCAGGCCUUUGGCAAUGGCACUGAUGUGAAUGUCUGGCAGCCAAUCUUACCAGUACAGACCACUACAGCCACAACUACGACAGCUUCCAGACUUAGAAACACAGGGGCAGAGACCACCAACAACGAAAUACCCUCCCACAAUGAUUCACCAGCAUGUGCAAACCUGCAGGCACAGAAGAAGCGAAAAUCCAAUGAAUCUGUAGAUACAGAGCUCUGUCUUAAUGAGAACGCUCUGGGGAAGGACAACACAGCGGGAGUCUCCACCAGUCACAUAUCCACGGAGAAUUCCCUGGCUCUUCCUACCAGCUCCUAUCUAAGCACACAGCUCACCCUGAUGGCACUUGCACUCUCACUCUUUUUGUCCCUAAGCUCAUCAGUCGUCUUGUAGCUGCAUUACAAAAGGACAAAAGUGUUAAAAAAAAAAAAUUCAAAAAAAAAAAAAAUCUGUUUGCUGUCCUCUGUUGUUUAUCUGGAAUUCCAGGUCUGGGAGCUAAGCUGAGGCACUCCUGCUAGAACAGUCUCAGUCAGCUGGAAUUAUUAUUUUUUUUUUCUCUCUAAAAAAAGCUUCUUGUGAUAUUUAGAGGCUUUGUGAAAUACUUGGUGCAGUGCUACAUUCCAAACCCAAAAGGCUUUUGGGCAUGCUGUGUUUUAAAGAGACAGUGUGUAAAUUUGCCUGUAAAGCAACCUGGUUGGAUUAUUUUAAUAAUUAUUAUUUUAAUUCUGGCUUUUACCUGAGAAAGAAGAUGAUGGUUUUCUUAAAAUCUUGUUUAUCACAUUGAAUGGUUUUGGUUUUCAAACUGGUUGAACUUCAGACUAUCAAGGAUGCCAGGCUUUUGUCUAAUGGUGAAUGUUCUCCCAGAGAGUGGACUUUAUGAAACUUCUUCAUCUGAUAAACCGCUACUGAUGUUAAACUCUUUCAGUGUGUUAGCAUUUUCCUCUUUCAAUGUUUCUGUACUGUAAGUGAUUCUGCGUUCCCUGCUGAGAAGCCAUUCUAACUCACAUACAGGUAUAAUGUAUGUCUUUCAGUUCAGUUCUCAUAGAGUGUGGCGUAGAACCUCCUAACAGUACAUUUCUCUUUUGAUUAUAAUCAUCUAGCCUUAACAAGAGUGAAGAUUCUUUACAUUAGCAAGAUGCAGCCAUUGUGAAAGCUUGAUAAAGAUACAUUUCUUUAAAUAUGAGGAACAAAUAUUGCUACAGGGUUUCAGCUGUACAGUCUAUGGUCUUCUAUGCUCCCAUUGUGAUAAUAUAGUCCAGUUAUUAUUAUACUCUUUGUUUAAUAAAAAAAUGACAUACAAUUUA
Molecule: messenger RNA, 2909 nt
Organism: Haemorhous mexicanus (house finch)
Lineage: Eukaryota; Metazoa; Chordata; Aves; Passeriformes; Fringillidae
Gene: GFRA1
Product: GDNF family receptor alpha 1
Exons: 9
Coding region: 607-1998 (463 amino acids)
Biological process (GO): nervous system development
Cellular component (GO): external side of plasma membrane; signaling receptor complex
Molecular function (GO): signaling receptor activity
Source: RefSeq, a predicted model, not a curated record